AUGGCAGACAAUUUACCGUCACAAGCACCAACACCAGCAACCCCGUCAAUGCAAACUUCUCCCCCCAAACCCCUCCAAUCCCCGCCAAACCCUAUGCUGGACCCCACUCCCUCCUCCUUAACCCCCUCCACCCCCGCCACGUCAGCGCCCUUGCUCCACCGCCCUCCUUCUCAGCCCGUCGCCACCCCGUCGACACCUCAACAACAACAGAACCAAUCUUCCUCUCCUUCUCUUGACCCGCAAAUUCUCCAACAACAACAACAAAUGGUUCAGAACGUUAACGUUGCAGCCAUGUCGAAUUACCAAAUCCCACAAACCUUGAAUCGAUCCUCCUCAAUCUCACGGCUGAAUCAAAUUCAACAGCAGCAGCAGCAACAACAACAUUCUGCAUACACCGUCUUGAGGCAACAAGCUUUGUACGGUCAAGUGAAUUUCAAUCAACAGAAUCAGCAGCAAACCCAGCAAAACNAACUUGGUUAA
Molecule: messenger RNA, 480 nt
Organism: Pistacia vera
Lineage: Eukaryota; Viridiplantae; Streptophyta; Magnoliopsida; Sapindales; Anacardiaceae
Product: transcription initiation factor TFIID subunit 12b-like
Exons: 1
Coding region: 1-480 (159 amino acids)
Source: RefSeq, a predicted model, not a curated record